CAGAUCCUGGAAAGACCUCAGACAUCUCAGUCCAGAAAAGAACAGGAACAGCUGAGAUACUGCAGGACCAUCAAGCUCCCAGACCUCUGGUAGAGGACCCGAGCUAAGAGGAGAAAACACCUCCAGAGGGGAGAGGGGUGUUUUAUAUAUAUAUAUAUAUAUAUUAUAUAUAUAUAUAUAUAUCUGAUCUGCAAUACUCAUUUAUAAUUUAUAUUAAUGAUUUUUCUUAUGAAGAAUUAUCUGCAUAUAUUUUCUUGAUGUGUUUUUUUAAUUCUUUCUCUAUUUUUUUCUUUUUUGUUCUUUGACAUUUUUUUCAUUCUGAUGCAUAUGCUAUGAUAAAUACAGAAAUAGUGGUACAUACUUACAUAGUCAUGUGAUCUAUUGCUACUUAAUGAUUUUAAUGUCCUGUAGCUGUGUUGAUUCAGUCUAAAUAUCUGAUAAAAAGUUUUGAACUGGAUAAUGAUAGUUUAUGUAAAGGAAAUGGUCAGGUUGAACCGGGAGGGAUUAUAUAAAUUCACUUCCCCCCACUCUCUUUUAAGCAAUCUAUCAUUUGAUGCCUUGCUAUCCCGUGUCUGGCGUAUCUUCGUACGGAUGUAAACCUUUGUUGAUUAUAUUUCACAUGAUUAGAGUUGUUCUUGAUUGCUUGAAAACAAAACAUUUCAAAUCGAAACAUCAAAUCAAUGUACAUGUAACAUGCGCGUGUACAUGGAAGUGUGUAACGUGGAUGUAACAUUUGCAUUGAAUGUGAGCAUGUAACGUGUGCACAUGUGCAGAGCUCAGGCUGCAGCGGACCUUCAUUCAGAUGUCUGAUGACUACAAAGAUACAUCAGUGUGUCCUCCUCCUCACGGUCCAUGAACGCAUCCCGGCUCUGAAACACAUUGGUGGGCGGGGCGUGGUUAAUAAUCGACAGGUCUCAGCACCAAUCAAAGUUUCCAACUGUCCAACCAGGGCCGAGAGGGCGGAGUCUGGGGCCGACACCGGAGAGAGGGAGGAUCCCCGAAAUGACAUCCAGACUGCAGUGUAGCUGCGAAGGAGGACCGGGAGACAAAAAGAAGUGAGAGCCGGAGCCCCCCGAGCCCCCCGAGCCCGCAGGAGCCCGCAGGAGCCCGCCACGGCCAGAUCCCCGCUCCAAUCCGGACCUCCCCGUCCUCCUCGCUGCGCGUCCAUGGAGACGCGUCGGGAUCUGUAGGAAGAUCUGCAGGCUGUGGAGCGGCGCACGCUCCGCUCUUCCACCGGCGCGCAGCCGCGGAGCUGAAGGCGGAACGUCCGCGGCUCCUUCCCCGCUUCAGGCUCACUCACAGGGGGAUGUGCGACCUGAUGCCGGCCUCUCAGCCCGCCCAGAAGAUCGGAAAAAUGAAAAAGUUGAGGAGAACUUUGUCUGAGAGUUUCCGGAGCAUCGCUUUCAAGAAAGAGGAGAGCGGUUUUGAUGAGAUAUGUGUCACAAAGAUGUCCACACGCGGCUGCCAGGGAACGGACUCAGUCAUCAAGCCCCUGGACACCAUCCCUGAGGACAAGAAGGUGAGAGUUCAGCGCACGCAGAGCGGCUUUGACCCAUUCGAGAAGCCCGCCAGCCAAGUGAAACGGGUCCACUCUGAGAACAACGCCUGCAUCACCUCCAAGAGUUCAGCCAGCAGCAAAGAGUCUCCUAAACUGCGUCGCCACUCAAGCCCCAGCUCGCCUACAAGCCCAAAAUUUGGAAAAGCGGAUUCCUAUGAAAAGCUGGAGAAACUGGGAGAAGGGUCCUACGCCACAGUUUACAAAGGAAAGAGCAAGGUGAAUGGAAAGCUCGUGGCUCUGAAGGUGAUCCGUUUGCAGGAGGAGGAAGGAACGCCCUUCACAGCCAUACGGGAAGCAUCUCUGCUGAAAGGCCUGAAGCAUGCCAACAUCGUGCUCCUCCAUGACAUCAUCCACACCAAGGAAACCCUGACGCUGGUCUUCGAGUAUGUGCACACAGACUUGUGUCAGUACAUGGACAAACACCCGGGGGGGCUUCAUCCAGACAACGUCAAGCUCUUCCUGUUCCAGCUGCUGAGAGGCUUGUCCUACAUCCAUCAGCGAUACAUCCUCCACCGGGACCUGAAACCACAAAACCUGCUCAUCAGUGACACUGGAGAGCUCAAGCUGGCAGACUUUGGUCUGGCCAGAGCCAAGUCAGUCCCCAGCCAUACUUACUCCAACGAGGUGGUGACCCUAUGGUAUCGGCCUCCAGAUGUCCUGCUGGGCUCCACAGACUAUUCCACCUGCCUUGACAUGUGGGGGGUGGGCUGCAUUUUCAUCGAGAUGAUCCAAGGCGUGGCUGCCUUUCCUGGGAUGAAGGACAUUCAGGACCAGCUGGAGCGGAUAUUCCUGGUCCUUGGAACGCCGUCUGAAGACACGUGGCCCGGCGUCAAUUCCUUGCCUCACUAUAAACCAGAACGCUUCACCGUGUACAGCGCCAAGAAGCUCAGACAAGCGUGGAACAAGUUGGGCUUUGUAGACCAUGCUGAGGAGUUGGCUUCCAGGUUUCUCCAGUGCUUCCCAAAGAACCGACUGUCAGCCCAGGCGGCGUUAAGUCAUGAAUACUUCAGCAACCUCCCCCCCCGGCUCUGGGAGCUGCAGGACAUGUCUUCUGUCUUCACUGUACCAAACGUCAAACUGCAGGCGGAGAGCGGAGACAGCAUACAGGUGUGCUCUCGCAAAAACAGCCAUGGGAAGGCCUCCUCCAGCAGCAAGCACUGACCUGCACCCCACUUCCUGACAGGUGAGCGCUGCAGAGGGAACGGAUGCAGAGCGACAUGACGAAGAGCUCCAGUUCUCCUUAUUUAUUACUUUGGCAGUGAACGAGUGCGGCGUGUGCAUGAGGUCUGAGUGAGCAUCGAGCAUGCAUGCACUCUUGGUGCCACUUAAGGUUUCAUGCUAUCCUUUGCAAAUUUUGUUUACUUUUUAUAAGGUUCCAAUAAGUCAUAGAUCAUCGUCACCGUGGAAACAGAAGGACUUUUAUUAUGGGUACAUAUGGUGUUCUGUGUUUGUAACUAGCCUCCUAUUUAAGAAUGUAUAUUUGUAUGUAUGAUAUACUCAUUUAGAAACUAUAUAAUGGACGUUUUUAAUAUUGCUUCUCACUACUGCACUGCUCCUGCCAAGACACACACACUAAUACAAUCUUACAAACACACACAGCACUGCUGCUGUGAUUGCUUAACUUCAGUUCUGGGUACAGGACUGUAAACGACAAUAAUAAUGAUGAUGAAGACGAAGGGCUCCCUGGUGAUGCUAUAGUUCCUGGCUGCCAUCCUGGAGGUCCUGUGGUCUUUGACAGCAGCUGCUGGAGACUCACAUCCUGGAGAACGAAGAGCAUUGCUGGCAAAAUGUGGACCUCUGAUCCACAUGUAGUUUGUUCCUGCAGUUUUUCUGCACGCCUGCACUGUGAAGCUGCUUCAGUCUUAUGAAACGAGAUUCUUUUGACCGGAUUCCUGUUUGGUCCCAAACCUGUCUGAGGUCCGAGUUCUGCAGGUUUGGACCGGAGAUGCUCCUCCUGAUGGUGGAGGAGGUUUAUGUCGGGGUCACCCACUCUGCAGAAUGAAUCCAGAUGUGGUUUGAUCCUCUCCAGCUUCACAUCCUAGUGUUGGAGGGGGGGGGUCUAUUCACUGUCAGCAGCUUCAGGGAAAGACAAUCAUAUUCUUGGGUUUGAAAUGACAGGAGCAGAGCAUCCCAUAAUAGCUGCUGACUGGGCUCCGUCUUUGAACAGAGUUCUGAGUGGUAGGCGGUGUUGUCACAGUCAGGCGUGUACAGCGUAUGGUGCUGCUAAACGAGGGGGGCUGGUCGAACUGAGCCCCAGGCUGUGGGAAAUGCUCUGCUCGGUGGACCUCCAUGAUGGAGCCGGAGCACCAAAACACCAGUUUUAGUUUGAAAAGCCAGACUAACAGAUCUCUGCUGGUGAUUCUCUGCCCUGCAGAGUCUGUACCAUCCAAUGUGCACACAAGCGCAAUAAUACAAGUGACCCCCCAGCUGUGUGUCUGUGGAAACAGGCAUGUGACAGAGGGUUAUACAGGGCAAUAGUUUAGCAUCAGUGCUUCCAUCCAGAAAACAUGAGCUAUUGUUGAGGGGGAGAAAAGGCAAUAGGCUGUGCAGCUGCUGUCUGGAUCCAGCCCUACAUUUCCACCGUCUUUACCUGGAACAUGAGCGGCAGUUCCGGAUCCCAUAUCGGCAGAACCCAUAGCGACUGUUCUGCUGGACAAAUCCACAACUGAUGCUUCGCCCUCACCUCUCUAUGUGUUUUACGGAGCUCCAGAAGGGAGGACAGUCAUGUGUGAAUCUUUUCUGAAUAAAAUGGUGCUUACACACCGAACGCGGCAGACGCGUCAAAUUCCCGUCUGCCGCCUCUCUUUUGACGCCUGUCAAAUUUACUGCUCAACGUCUGCCUGAAGUUGUUCUGGAAUUCAUUGUAUUCACUUUCAGCUUAUCCCUUUCGGGGUCUCCACAGCGUAACAGCACCC
Messenger RNA from Oryzias melastigma (Indian medaka), 4473 nucleotides. It is a transcript of the gene cdk14, whose product is annotated as cyclin-dependent kinase 14. Bases 1307 to 2719 code for a protein of 470 amino acids. Gene Ontology annotation, molecular function: cyclin-dependent protein serine/threonine kinase activity; ATP binding; cyclin binding. Gene Ontology annotation, biological process: protein phosphorylation. The record is from RefSeq and is a predicted model, not a curated record. The transcript has 15 exons. Gene Ontology annotation, cellular component: nucleus; cytoplasm; cytosol. NCBI's taxonomy places the organism in Eukaryota, Metazoa, Chordata, Actinopteri, Beloniformes, Adrianichthyidae.